UGCCAAUCCUCCCUUCUUUUCAACAACCAUGUCUCUUCGCCAGACUCUCAGCGAAUUCUACCCACCUAAACCCACCUUCACUGAUAAAGAUCUAGAGGAUCUUGGCGGCAAAGUCUAUCUCAUCACAGGAGGGACAUCUGGAAUCGGAUUCAUUCUCGCCAAAACCCUCUACUCGAAAAAUGCAAAGGUCUACAUCACAUCACGAAGCGCGGCGUCUGGGGAAAAGGCUAUUAGCGAGAUAAAAGAGUCGGCUGCGUCUAGCCAUGGGGAGUUGCGUUAUUUGGUAAUGGAUCUUGGUGACUUACAAACGGUCGUUCCAGCAGUGAAAAGCUUCCUAGCGCAAGAGACUCUCCUUCACACAGUGUGGUUCAACGCCGGUGUGAUGAAGGUCCCCAGUGGAAGCAUCAGCAAGCAAGGCUACGAGCUCCAGUGGGGUACAAAUGUAGUGGGACACUUUGUGAUGAACAAGUUGCUCAUGCCCAUACUGCUGACUACAGCGCAGGUGGCUCCGAAAGGGAGCGUCAGAGUUGUGUGGGUGAGUAGUGACGGUCACAGUUUGCUAUCUCCAAAAGGGGAUGGCAUCGAUUGGGAAGACAUCACCACUCGAAAGUCCGAAGGAUGGAAAGGGGAAAAGGGGUCCAUGACAUAUUACGGUCAAAGUAAGGCUGGAAACGUGCUCCUUGCAAUGGAACUUGCAAAAAGAUAUGGAAAUGAAGAUAUUAUCGGUGUGUCUCUGAAUCCAGGUCACCUGAAAACGAAUCUGCAGCGUCACUCCAACUCGGCUUUGGCCAAAAGAUUCGAAGGCCUUGUUCUACAUGAUCCAUCUUUUGGUGCUUUGACUGAGCUUUAUGCGGGGUUCUCGGAUGCAAUUGGAACAGACAACAACGGGGUCUACAUUAUUCCCUGGGGGAGAGUGGGCAAAAUACGGCAAGACAUUGAAGCGGGUUUUCAUCAUCGAGGCACGGGUAAAAAGCUUUGGGAGAUCUUGGAAAAGGAGACUGAGGAAUAUGUAUUAACGGCCUGA
Messenger RNA from Trichoderma harzianum CBS 226.95, 1024 nucleotides. RefSeq lists its product as hypothetical. Lineage: Eukaryota; Fungi; Ascomycota; Sordariomycetes; Hypocreales; Hypocreaceae. The record is from RefSeq and is a predicted model, not a curated record. The coding region runs from base 29 to 1024 and encodes 331 amino acids. The transcript is spliced from 2 exons.